ACUUCCAUACGGCAGCAUGGCGCUGUUGAGCUUCACUUCCCUCGACUAACGGAGCUGUAGUGCUGUCAUCCUGACAGAUACACUGUCAGCUGAAGUAAUACAUCGUAUUUAUACAGCAAACCAAAAACAGAUGUCGGGAGGCGUGAGAAAGAGGUUCGCGGAAGGUUACAUUAGUCUGUUAGUGUGGUAAAGGUUAUUUAGCGGUAGCUGGCUUUGUUUACAUUGCUAGUUCGGUUCAAGCAGCUUUCAUAGAGGGUUUAUAGCAGCAUAUAGACGCUGUUAGACUGUUAGAGACAUCAUCUCAGCGGCCUGGCUCAUCAUAGGUGCUCAGUUUUACUCUCAUUUGGCUGAAAGGAGUUUUAUUUGUGCCCGUGCUUCGUUAAACAUCAGUAUGGGGAUGUGUUUACCUUGUCUGAGUGGAGCUAAGGAUGAUGUAGUAGUCACACCGGACCCUGAGACGAGGAGAAGACAGCUAGCGGAGGCUGCAGAGAAGAGACAGAAAGAGACCGCCUACAGAGGUAUCAAAGACCCCGAAGCCUUGGAGAGGAAAAAGAAGAAACAAGAAGAGACAGAGAAACAGACCAUGAACUCUGUACCUUCUGGAGGCGGUGGGCUAAAGUGGCAGGUUGGCUAACACAGGCUAAAGGGAAGAUCGCUGGUGUGUUUACAUCGGGGGUCAGCCUUCAUCUGCAGUUAUUUCCCGCUGACUUGAGAGAUUCUUAAAACUCUUCAUUCUUUCGGUUCUUAUUUUGAAGUGUACACUAGCCAGGGGAGUUUGCAUAGAGACUAGAAUUUUUGCCGAGCUCCUGCACAAAACUCCUCAUCCUCCAGGCCUUCUGAUUGGCCAGAGUGCAUUUAGGCCACCCCCCACCCCCCACAAACACACACACACACACACACAACCUGUUCAGUUUGUGUUCAUGCAUCAUUUCAGACACGCAGCUUUUGUACCGAUGUGCUUUCUAUUUUGAACAUUAAUGGAAUCCUCAAAUCUGAGAUCUGAAUGUCAUUUUAAUACACAUUUAUACAACUGAAAAGCAUGUUUUAUAUUGGAUUUUGGAUAAUUUAAUACAUAUUUAGGCAUUUAUAUUUAUGCAUCAGUUACCAGUGCAUUUUGCGAUUGGUCAGGACUUGAAGUAUAAUAAUAAUGGAUAUUAUGUCAGUUAGCACUUUCACUGCCUGUUGAUUGUACGACUUGCUGUUCUUAUGAACCAAAUUGAAUGUGCAUCACUUUAUCUCAUGAGACGCAUUGAUUUCUCACCCUUUUCCGAAGGGCUUUGGUUGUCUUCAGUUAAGAAAAUCUUAACUUACUGCAUUCAAACGCAACAUCCAUGUGUCUGGGCCAUGCAGCAGUGGCAUGUGCACUAGCAGCCUGAGCUAUAGUGGUUAGUGUGGAAUAUAUUGUAUCUAUAGAAACUCAUCAUAUCGCCUUUAAUGCAUUUCUUUUAUUAUUAUUAUUAUUAUGCUCAUGAGUUGUUACCUCUUCCUACAGCAACUCACUCACUGUUUGUGGCAGGGAAACUGAAAUAUCUUCCCAGGUUUCAUUCAGAAUGGGUUAUCAACAUCAGACACUGUAUAACAAUAAUAUAACAAAUCAGACAAAGUAUUGCAAUGUUUACCAGUAGAGGGCAGCGGGACACAUUCGGAUCAGGAACUGUUUUAGAAGCACAUCUGCGAAGAGUCAUUGCUUAAAUAAAGAUUGUGUUUGAUUGAACAACCAAGCAUUUGUUCACUGAAAAAUCUCCUUUGCCUUGUAACUGAUGAACUCUGGCCUCUUCAGUGCACUAUUAUUAUACUGCAAAUAACACACACAGUGCUCACUUUAUUAGUUACACCUCGAUUCAGCAAAGUGCUGGGAAAAAAAUCCUUACAAAUUCUGGAGCUCACACUGAAGUGAUGUUACGAGUUUUCUUUUCUUUGCUGACUUCCAGAGAUUGAUGUGAUGUUCAUCCAGACAUGUUCUUCUGCUUUACACUGUUGUGAUCCAAGGUCAAGCCAUUCUCCCUUGACCUUAUACAGAACUGUGGCUCACUGGAUGGUCCCAGGAGAUCAGCAGUUUCUCAUAUUCCAACCACUAUUCUACUGUCAUAGUCGCUUCCAUCACAUGUCAUCCUGUUCUGAUGUUUGGCAUGAACAGUGUUGGGGAAAGUU
Messenger RNA from Sinocyclocheilus rhinocerous, 2151 nucleotides. RefSeq names its product small VCP interacting protein (gene svip). The transcript has 4 exons. Gene Ontology annotation, cellular component: endoplasmic reticulum membrane. Gene Ontology annotation, biological process: positive regulation of autophagy; negative regulation of retrograde protein transport, ER to cytosol; negative regulation of VCP-NPL4-UFD1 AAA ATPase complex assembly. The coding region runs from base 392 to 634 and encodes 80 amino acids. The record is from RefSeq and is a predicted model, not a curated record. Lineage: Eukaryota; Metazoa; Chordata; Actinopteri; Cypriniformes; Cyprinidae.